AUGUCGGGAAGACAAAGUAACAAACUGCCGAACAAUUUGCCACAGUUACAGAAUCUAAUCAAGAGGGAUCCGCAGUCUUACGUUGACGAAUUUUUGCAGCAGUACAGACACUACCAGUCCAAUGUGCAGAUCUUUAAACUGCAGCCCGACAAGCCCAACAAGGAGCUCGCAGAACUUGUCAUGUUCCUUGCUCAGGUGGGCCACUGUUAUCAGCAGUACUUGUCUACUUUCCCUCAAGAGUUGACUGAGCUGUUACUGAGUCACCACACUGUGGUGGAGGCAGAUGUGCGAAUGACAUUCUGCAAAGCUUUGAUCCUCCUGCGAAACAAGGACUUGAUCCAACCCACCGGCUUGCUGGAGCUCUUCUUUGAACUGCUGCGAUGUCACGACAAGCUGCUCCGCAAGACUUUAUACACACACAUUGUGGCCGAUAUCAAAAACAUCAACGCCAAACAUAAAAAUAACAAAGUGAAUUCGUCGUUGCAGAACUUCAUGUACACCAUGCUGAGAGAUCGCAACCCCAUCGCAGCCAAGAUAUCUUUAGAUGUGAUGGUGGAGCUGUACAAGAGGAACAUUUGGAAUGACGCCAAAACGGUCAAUGUCAUCACCACGGCGUGCUUCUCCAACGUGACAAAGAUCCUGGUUGCCGGACUCAAGUUUUUCUUAGGCACAGAUGAAGAAGAGAAGCAGGGCAGCGACUCAGAAUCCGAGGCGAAGGGACCGACAGCACGUGACCUGAUGGUAAGAUUCAACACGGGGAAGAAAACGUCCAAAAACAAGAAGAAGCUGGAAAAAGCAAUGAAAGUCCUCAAGAAACACAAGAAGAAGACGAAAGCUGAGGUGUUCAACUUUUCAGCCAUUCACCUCAUUCACGAUCCACAAGACUUCUCGGAGAAACUUCUGAAACAACUGGAAAGCUCCAAAGAGCGCUUUGAGGUCAAAAUCAUGAUGAUGGAGCUCAUUUCCAGACUGGUCGGGAUCCACCAGCUCUUCCUCUUCAAUUAUUAUCCGUUCAUCCAAAGAUUCCUUCAGCCACAUCAAAGAGAGGUUACAAAGAUCCUCCUGUGCGCAGCGCAGUCUUCCCACCAGCUUGUUCCACCCGAGAUCAUCGAGUCGGUGAUCCGCACCAUCGCCGACAACUUUGUGACGGACCGAAACUCUGGGGAGGCCAUGACUGUGGGGAUCAACGCCAUCAAAGAGGUAGCGGCCCGUUGUCCGCUCGGCAUCACAGAGGACCUAUUGCGGGACCUGGCCCAGUACAAAACCCACAAAGACAAGAACGUCAUGAUGUCGUCCAGAAGUCUAAUCCAGCUGUUUAGGAAUCUCAACCCGCAAAUGCUGCACAAGAAGGACAGGGGAAGGCCCACAGAGGCGUCGUCGGAGGCCAAAAUGAAACACUACGGCGAGCUGGGAGCAAAGGACUAUAUCCCUGGAGCCGAGGUACUGGAAGUAGUGGCGGAAGGCGACAAAGACGAUGGCUGGGAGAGCGCCAGUGUGAGUGACGAGGACGAGGACGGGGAGUGGGUGGAUGUUUAUCACUCGUCUGAUGAAGAUACGACGGAAGCGGCGGAAAAACUGAAGCGUUUACCGGCUGAAGAGCGACAAGCCAAGGCGGCGGUGGUGAGCGGCAGCCGGCUCCUCACGCAGGACGAUUUCAGAAAGAUCAAACUGGCCCAGAUGGCUAAGGAGGUUAAUGCCGCACCAGGGAGGAAGAGGAAAGCAGCAGACUGCGAUGAUGAAGGCAAUAGCAGAGGGGAGCUGUUGACCCUAAGGGACAUUGAGAAGCUCCAUAAGAAACCCAAAGCCGACAAGGAGACACGCCUAGCGACAGCAUUGGCGGGCCGAUCGGACCGUAAAGAAUUUGUGAGGAAAAAAAACAAGUUAAAUCCUCACGCCAGCACCAGCAACAAGGAAAAGAGACGUUCCAAGAACUUCAUGAUGAUGAGACACAGCCAGAACGUCCGAACGAAAGGAAAACGUUCCUUCAGGGAGAAACAGAUUGCUCUCCGGGAUGCCCUCUUAAAAAAGAAGAAACAAUACAAGUAG
This is a messenger RNA of Nerophis lumbriciformis (worm pipefish), 2046 nucleotides long. The record is from RefSeq and is a predicted model, not a curated record. Lineage: Eukaryota; Metazoa; Chordata; Actinopteri; Syngnathiformes; Syngnathidae.